AUGGACGAGACUUCGUGCGCCAUAUGCCUCUGCAACUACAGCCCCGGCGAGUCGUUGAGGCUGCUCCCGUGCAGGCACGCAUUCCACAAAAAGUGCAUUGACACGUGGCUUUUGUCCAAAAAUAUGACGGUGCAUUGUCCUGUAUGCAAGUCCAGUAUUAUCGACGGGUUGAGGGUGCUGAACGAGCAUGGGUACACAGAGGUUCUGGAGCUGGCAUUUGAAAUGGAUAGC
This is a messenger RNA of Kickxella alabastrina, 231 nucleotides long. RefSeq lists its product as uncharacterized. The record is from RefSeq and is a predicted model, not a curated record. NCBI's taxonomy places the organism in Eukaryota, Fungi, Kickxellomycota, Kickxellomycetes, Kickxellales, Kickxellaceae. The annotation marks the transcript as partial. Gene Ontology annotation, molecular function: zinc ion binding. The transcript has a single exon.